AUGUCGCCAAGGCUUGGGCGACAUGCAAGUAUGACAGCUUGCGUGUAUAGUUUGAGGAUGUGGGCUAUCGUGGAAGCUAAAGGAAUGACCGACAGAAAUGUGGUUGACGUGUCUUAUGCAACGCUUGAUGUAUGGGCGUCGAGGGUUCGUUGCCGGAUGCGGAGUGAUUGUAUUGUCACAAGUGGGAGAAGGCUGACUGGGAUCCGAAGGGAUCCUGGGCCUCACAGGUGUGCUUUGAGUGGCAAAAUUUGUGUUUCGCUUCUGUCGCACCGCGCCGCUCGCUCAUCCCGUGACACUUUUCAUCUAUACUCAAAUCUUGAACUCAAAGUCCUAAAGACGGUAUAG
This is a messenger RNA of Prunus armeniaca (apricot), 345 nucleotides long. The record is from the annotation of a GenBank genome assembly. NCBI's taxonomy places the organism in Eukaryota, Viridiplantae, Streptophyta, Magnoliopsida, Rosales, Rosaceae.